This is a messenger RNA of Macaca mulatta (Rhesus monkey), 5191 nucleotides long. NCBI's taxonomy places the organism in Eukaryota, Metazoa, Chordata, Mammalia, Primates, Cercopithecidae. The record is from RefSeq and is a predicted model, not a curated record.
ACAUGCCUCUGGCUUCACAGCAGAGGCCAAGCACCAAGGACUGAGCGCCUCCCGCACGUGCUGGUGCUCCUCUCCUGCAGAGUUCAGGCACCUGGGCACGGGCGAGGCAGGAUCGAGGAGGCGAGGCCAGAGCCCGUCAUCUGGCCGUGGGGUUUCCCCCACGUGUGUGGCCAGGCCGCUUUCACUGUUUGAUGUUUUGUACCUGAGCAGCAUCUGUAUUUCCGUACAUGACCCAUUUUUAUCUUGUUAAAAAAUUGAUAGUGGCAUUAAAGGUAUUGUGACUCGAGUAGGAAAGCUCACACACACCCCUUCAUCCCAAGGAGGACCUGGCUGUGUUUCCUGUCAGUGCCCGUGGCUUCUUUCCCACAGGUGUGGCCGCGGCCAUGCCACCUGCUUUCUUGUCUUCGGCCGAUGUGCCGUGAGCGUUUCUCCACGGUCCCUACAAGCCUGCAGGGGCUCUGCUUCCUUGCUUCUCCGCUUGUUGCAGGGGCCUGGGUGCGUUGCUCCUUCACCCUUGACCUCUCAUGGAUAACCAUCUCACGACAGUCUUCAUGCUAAAGUCCCCUCUCCCCUUCUCUGGGUCUAUGUCAUAGGUAAAUUUCUAGGACCGGGACUCUUGUGUGAUGGACCUAAUCCCCAACCUCCCUGGCCUGUAUACAAAUUAUCGCCCUAAGGCCGAUAGGAAAUUCUGGCUCGAGCUUCCACAGUCCAUUCUCUGUAAAAGUCCAUUCUGAAAAUGGGAUGCUUCGAAAUUGUAGUUCUAGAAAGUUCUGCGGUUGUUUCUUAGUCCAGGGAUAGUCAUCAUGGCCAGCCCAUCCUGUGUGUUAACUCAUUUGGUCCUUACCACGGCUGGAUGAGGAGCUGCUUCUGUUGACAGAUGAGGAAACUGAGGCAUGGAGGUUAAGUCACUUGCCUAGGGGCACUCAACUGGGGCUGGUGAGUGGCAGAGCAAGGAUUUGAGCCAGGUGGUCUGGCUCCUGUGUCCUGUACUAGAGACCACAGCCGGGGGCCCUGGGGCAGGUGGGGUCUGAGGCCAUCUGUCCUUGGCUCUGCCUCCUCCUCUGGAAUGAAUGGCCCUGGCAUCCUGGUGCAGAGCAGUAGAGGCCUGGCUGCACCCUGCAGCCAAAACAGGCACUUGCAAUUUGGUGAUGCCUCAUCAUGCCCUUCUCACCUCUUCCUGCACUUUGAAAUUGCUCACUGCUUGUUGCACAUCUGCUGGAGAUGAUAACACAACCACGUGUGCGUGUGUGUGUGUAUGUGGGAUAACACGGCCACAUGUGUGAGUGUGUGUGCACGUGUAUGUGUGGGAUAACACGGCCACAUGUGUGAGUGUGUGUGCGUGUGUGCGUGUGGGAUAACAUGGCCACAUGUGUGUGUGUGUGUGUGUGUGCGUGUGUGUGUGGGGGUUCUGCCUGCACCCAGGAGAUAACACGGCCAUGUGUGCGUGUGUGGGGGCUGUGCCCGCACCCUGAACAUGAUAACACGGGCACGUGUGUGCGUGGGGGUUGUGCCCUCACCCUGAAGAUGAUAACACGGCCACGUGUGUGCGUGGGGGCUGUGCCCUCACCCUGAAGAUGAUAACACGGCCACGUGUGUGCGUGGGGGUUGUGCCCUCACCCUGAAGAUGAUAACACGGCCACAUGUGUGCGUGUGUGUGUGGGGGCUGUGCCCACAUCCUGAAGAUAACACGGCCACAUGUGUGCGUGUGUGUGUGUGUGGGUUGUGCCCUCAUCCUGAAACCUGCGGGCCAGGAGAGGCCUAGAGACGUUUGGCAGGAGCGGCGCUGUGCAGCCUGUAUUCUGCUCUCCAUACUUCCUGGCACUUAAAAAACUCUCUCAUGGUAUCGCUCUAAAAGCAAAAAGGAAAACGGAAGGACUCGGUCCUCACAUUUCAAAAGGACGUUGUAAAGUUUAUGGUCUGUGCCUGGGGUGAGAAGCCCUCGUGCCUUCCUGGCGUGUUGCAGGUUUGGGUUGCAGGUUCCCGUUCAAGUUGCUCAGCCAGAUCUGAUUGUGCUGGUCAGGCUCACCUGCCAGGUGAGCGCGCGGCUGGCCUCAUGUGGAGAUGUGCCCGGUGUGCCUGGCAGAACCCUUUCAGGCUUUGCUUUUUAGGAGAGUGGUGGAGGAAAUCAGUCCUUUCAAAACCUUUUCGUUUUUCUUUUAUACAGCAAAAAGAUGGCACCUUUGCAGCAGGGGGCUACAUGCCCCCUCUCCGGUUUAAAGCGCUUACCCUCUCUGUGGUGUUUGGAACCAUGGUCGGUGGCAUCCUUAUCCCCAAUGUGGAGACCAUCCUGGGCCUCACGGGCGCGACCAUGGGAAGCCUCAUCUGCUUCAUCUGCCCGGCACUGAUCUACAAGAAAAUCCACAAGAACGCGCUUUCCUCCCAGGUGGUGCUGUGGGUCGGCCUGGGCAUCCUGGUGGUGAGCACUGUCACCACACUGUCUGUGGGCGAGGAGGUCCCCGAGGACUUGGCAGAGGAAGCCCCCGGUGGCCGACUUGGAGAGGCCGAGGGUUUGGUGAAGGCAGAGGCAGCGCGACUCUCAGCCCAGGAUCCGGUCGUGGCCAUGGCCGAGGAUGGCCGGGAGAAGCCGAAGCUGCCAAAGGAGAGAGAGGAGCUGGAGCAGGCCCAGAUCAAGGGGCCCGUGGAUGUGCCUGGACGGGAAGAUGGCAAGGAGGCACAGGAGGAGGCACAGCUUGAUCGCCCUGGGCAAGGGAUUGCCAUGCCUGUGGGCGAGGCCCACCGCCACGAGCCUCCUGUUCCUCACGACAAGGUGGUGGUAGAUGAAGGCCAAGACCGAGAGGUGCCAGAAGAGAACAAACCUCCAUCCAGACACGUGGGCGGAAAGGCUCCAGGGGUCCAAGGCCAGAUGGCACCGCCUCUGCCCGACUCAGAAAGAGAGAAACGGGAGCCGGAGCAGGGAGAGGUUGGGAAGAGGCCUGGACAGGCCCAGGCCUUGGAGGAAGCAGGCGAUCUUCCUGAAGAUCCCCAGAAAGUUCCAGAAGCAGAUGGCCAGCCAGCUGUCCAGCCUGCAAAGGAAGACCUGGGGCCAGGAGACAGGGACCUGCAUCCUCGGCCCCAGGCAGUGCUGUCUGAGCAGCAGAAUGCCCUGGCAGUGGGUGAAGGGGAAAAGGCCGAUGGGGUGCCGCCACCAGGCAACGCCGCCGGGGAUACAGGGCAGCCCGCAGAGGACAGUGACCAUGGUGGGAAGCCUCCCUUCCCAGCAGAGAAGCCGGCUCCGGGGGCUGGGCUGCCGCCUGAGCCUCGCGAGCAGAGGGACGUGGAGCGAGCGGGCGGAGACCAGGCGGCCAGCCAGCUGGAAGCUGAGAUUAAAAAGAUAGUAGCAGAGGCUGGCAGGGCAGAGAUGCUGGACCACGCCGUCCUGCUUCAGGUGAUCAAAGAACAGCAGGUGCAGCAAAAGCGCUUGCUGGACCAGCAGGAGAAGCUGCUGGCGGUGAUCGAGGAGCAGCACAAGGAGAUCCACCAGCAGAGGCAGGAGGAUGAGGAGGACAAGCCCAGGCAGGUGGAGGUGCAUCCAGAGCCCGGGGCGGCGGUGCCCAGAGGCCAGGAGGCCCCCGAAGGCAAGGCCAGGGAGACGGUGGAGAAUCUGCCUCCCCUGCCUUUGGACCAUGUCCUCAAAGCUCCCGGGGGCCGCCCCGCUCCAUCCCAGGACCUUAACCAGCGUUCCCUGGAGCACCCUGAGGGGCCUGCAGGCAGAGACCCUGCUGGCCCUCCUGAUGGCGGCCCUGACACAGAGCCUCGGGCAGCCCAGGCCAAGCCGAGAGAUGGCCAGAAGGAUGCCGCCCCUGGGGCAGCUGGCACGGUGAAGGGGCUCCCCAAGGGCCCAGAGCAGGUGCCCAUGCCAGACCCCGCCAGGGAAGCCAGGGGUCCAGAGGAGCACCUUGCAGAGGAAUUCCCCAGGCAAAGUCAGGACAUUACUGGCGGUGGUUCCCAAGACAGGAAAAAACCUGGGAAGGAGGUGGCAGCCACUGGCACCGGCAUUCUGAAGGAAGCCAACUGGCUUGUGGCAGAGCCAGGAGCAGAGACGGGAGACGCUCGCAUGGAGCCCAAGCAGAUGAGCCGAGACUUGGGCCUUGCAGCGGACCUGGACCUGCCCGGCAGGGCGGGAGGAGCGGCUGCACAGCCCCAGGCUGUGGUCCAUCAGCCGGAACCGCGGGUCAUCUCUGACGGCGAGCAGGACGGACAGCAGGGCCACCGGCGGGACCAUGGCGGUCACCUGGAGAUGAGAAAGGAGGCCCACGGCGGGGACCAUGUGCCUGUGUCUCACGGGCAGCCGAGAGGCAGGGAGGACGCUGCUGUCCAGGAGCCCAGGCAGAGGCCAGAGCCAGAGCUGGGGCCCAAACGAGCUGUCCCGGGGGACCAGAGGCCGCACAAUGCCAAGCCUAACCGGGACCUGAAACUGCAGGCUGGCUCUGACCUCCGGAGGCGACGGCGGGACCUUAACCCUCAUGCAGAGGGCGAGCUGGCCCCAAGGGACGGGGUCAUCAUUGGCCUUAACUCCCUGCCAGAUGUCCAGGUGAACAACCUCCGUGGCGCCUUGGACGCCCAGCUCCGCCAGGCUGCAGGGGGAGCUCUGCAGGUGGUCCACAGCCGGCAGCUUAGACAGGCGCCCGGGGCUCUGGAGGAGUCCUAGCACCUGCUGGCCAUGAGGGCCACGCCAGCCACUGUCUUCCCCGGCCAGCAGCAGGUCUUUCUCAGCCGCAUCCCAGCCGAACUCUGGAGGUCACACUCAUCUAUCUCCAGGGUUUCACGUCUGAGGCCCUCACCAAGUGUGAGAGUAUAAAAGAUUCACCGUGGCAUUGUUUCCAGAAUGUUCUUGCUGUCGUUCUGUUGCAGCUCUUAGUCUGAGGUCCUCUAACCUCUAGACUCUGAGCUCACUCCAGUCUGUGAGGAGACGUGGCCUCCGCUGCGAGCCGGCCGGUGCACGCCCAGGCUCAGGCUGGGAGCCGCUGUGUCUGCGGUCAGGCCUCCUGCUUCUGCCAGGCAGCACGCGUGGUCUUCAGGUUGAGCUCGGCCGUGUGUGGAGGUGCACAUGGCUGCUGAUGGUCCCAGCACAGGCUACCGUGAGAGCCAGCGUCCAACCCCAAACUUGCAGCGACUCGGAGUUAUAACUGUUUACUGAUGUUUCCCACAGUGUGGCAGGAAGUUUUGAAUAAACACUUUUGCCUUCGCCCAG